AUGAGCAAUCAAACCACAGUCAGCACAUUCCUUUUGUGGGGAUUUUCUAGUUUCCCAGACCUGCAGGCUCUUCUCUUUGUGUUGAUUUUCUUCUCCCAUCUGACCAUCCUAGCUGCAAAUGUGUCAAUCAUGGUGGCCAUAAAACUCAACCACAACCUUCACAACCCCAUGUACUUUUUCCUCUGUGGCCUAUCUUUUUCAGAGACAUGUACCACUAUGGUCAUCAUCCCCCGCAUGUUGGUGGACUUGCUUUCAGUCAGCAAGACCAUUUCUCUUCCUGAAUGUGCCACACAGAUGUUUUUUUUCUUUGGCUUGGGAGGCAAUAACUGCUUCACUAUGGCUGCCAUGUCUUAUGACCGUUACACUGCCAUUCACAACCCACUGCACUAUGCCAUCCGGAUGAGCCAUAAAAUCUGUGCUCAGCUCAUGGUGGCCUCUUGGAUGGUUGGAUUCCUGAUUUCUCUGAGCAUUGUCAACAUUGUCUUCAACUUGUCUUUCUGUGAUUCCAACAUCAUCCAGCACUUCUUCUGUGAUUUCUUACCUGUUGUUUCCCUUGCUUGUAACUAUACUUCCUAUCAUGAAAUGCUUAUUUCUUUUCUCUCUGCCUUUGUGUUGGUGGGCAGCUUUAUUUUAAUCAUGAUCUCCUAUAUCUUCAUUGGGUCUGUAAUUAUGAAGAUGCCCUCUACUAAGGGAAGGUAUAAGGCCUUCUCAACUUGUUCUUCCCACCUCACUGUGGUGUCCAUACACUAUGGAUUUGCUGGGUUUGUAUAUUUGAGGCCAAAAUAUGAGGACUCAUUUAGUGAAGAUAUGCUGAUGGCUGUGACUUACACUGUACUGACUCCUCUUCUCAAUCCCAUUGUUUACAGUCUAAGGAAUAAAGAAAUGCAGGUAGCCUUAAGGAAGAUAGUUAGCAAUGCUAAUAGGUUUCUUCUUCACAGAGUAAAUAAAAGAACUGAAAACACUUAA
Messenger RNA from Suncus etruscus (white-toothed pygmy shrew), 966 nucleotides. Its product is annotated as olfactory receptor 10Z1-like. NCBI's taxonomy places the organism in Eukaryota, Metazoa, Chordata, Mammalia, Eulipotyphla, Soricidae. Gene Ontology annotation, cellular component: membrane. Gene Ontology annotation, biological process: G protein-coupled receptor signaling pathway. The transcript has a single exon. Gene Ontology annotation, molecular function: G protein-coupled receptor activity; olfactory receptor activity. The record is from RefSeq and is a predicted model, not a curated record. The coding region runs from base 1 to 966 and encodes 321 amino acids.